AUGUCUACUUUGACUUCCCAAGAUUCAGAUCAUUUUGAUCUUGACUAUUUCCAUAACAAGUAUAAUGAUCAUUAUAGUAUAAUGAUUAGAAAAGUGCAACCUAUACAAUUUAAAGUGAUUAAUCUUAACAUCCUACCCAGACAAGUAACACCUCUUCCUUCUUCUCAAAAAUCCAUAUAUAUAGAUAUUAAUAUUACACUUAAACAAGUCAAACAACUUAAAAAAAUUAUUCCUCAAUCACUAAUUAUAAAAACAACUACUAUUUCUUUAUUACCAUUCUCUUUAAACUAUUCUACAACUUAA
Molecule: messenger RNA, 303 nt
Organism: Cetraspora pellucida
Lineage: Eukaryota; Fungi; Glomeromycota; Glomeromycetes; Diversisporales; Gigasporaceae
Source: the annotation of a GenBank genome assembly